AUGUGCGGGCUAACAGCCAUCAUCCAAUCCGGCAGUCCACAAAACGAAUCAUCGGAACGAGGCGCCGAUGUGCAAAGUAAACUAACACGAAGCCUAUCUCUCCUUCAGCAUCGAGGGCCAGACGCAGAAGGAACAUGGAUAAACAGCGACGCUACCGUCGGCAUGCUUCAUCUCAGCUCCAUUGACUCAGAUUUUUCGCCAACGGGCCUUCAACCCUUACACAGUGAAGAUGAGAAAAUCCACGUCGUCGUGAACGGCGAGAUUUACGACCACUUCGCCAUCCGCGGCCGCUGUACCACCGAGUUCGAUUACAACUUCUCCGGGAGGAGCGACAGUGAAGUCAUCCUGGCUCUGUACCAACACCACGGAGUUCGCGGGCUCUUUAAGCACCUGCGUGGCGAAUUCGCCUUCGUCUUAUACGGUGAGCGAUCCGGUGAUGUUAUCGCCGCGAGGGACCGUUUCGGCAUCAAGCCUCUUUUCUGGACAUACAGUAGCGAGACGCCGGCCAAACUCUUGAUCGCCUCGGAGAUCAAGGGGUUUCUGCCCAUGGGGUGGGGGCCCGAGUGGGACGUCGAUGCCAUCUGCAGCGGUGCGGCGGUUCUAGGCGAAGGUACGCUGUUCAAGGGAGUGAAGAAGGUGUUGCCGGGGCAUUGGGUGCAGUUCGGUCGAGACGGGAGCGUGACGCAGCAUCGGUAUUGGGAUGCCGAGUAUGCGGAUAAGACCGUCAAAGAGACACGCAGUAUGGAUGAGAUGGUCGACGGAGUUCGCGAGCGCUUAGUAGAUGCCGUACGCCUCCGCCUCCAAGCCGAUGUCCCCGUCAGCAUCUAUCUUUCAGGUGGUCUCGACUCGUCCAUUGUGGCUGGUAUAACAACGCAGCUCGUACGAGAAAGAGGAGUGAAGCCGGGGAACCAGGAUAAGAAAGAUAGGAUCACUUGCUUUAGCAUCUCCUUUGCUUCUGAUUCCCAGUAUAACGAAUACGCACCACAACUUGACAUGAACAGCGUCGGGAAGUACGCCCUCUCAGAGCUACCUCGCCAGCAAGGGAUCCCCAUCGUGCUGACGGGUGAGGGGGCAGAUGAGAACUUUGCAGGGUACCCAUUCCUAGUCUCCGACUUCCUCCGUGAGCCCGACGAUGCCUUGCCGUUGACGGAACUAACGAAGGAUACCGAGCUUCGGGAAGCGCUAAACGAGUCCGCCGCAGCGCAGUUGCGAAGCAUCCUCCCCUCGGCGCUGUACGUCUUCCUCAAGACCUCCAUGGCGAACAUGGUCUUGACCUGUCUGGGCGACAGGUCGGAGAUGGCGCACAGUACCGAGGCGCGUCUCUCGUUCCUGGACCACGAGCUGGCGGAGUACGUCAAUGGGCUUCCACCGAGGGUCAAGAUGAGCUAUAGUAAGCCCGAGGAUUCCAUAGAAACCAAUAACGACGAGAAAGAGAAGAGAAAGAAAGUAGCGCCUCAGAGCUUCUUCUGGGAGAACAUGGCCGCCGUCCGAGAUCGCAUCAUUGACAAGAAGGUCCUGCGGGAGGCAGGGCGGCCGUUCAUCACGGACAAGAUCUACAACCGCAAGAAGCACCCGUACUCGUCCCCAUGGAAGUGGCCCGUGGAAGGGCCGAUGCAGCGAAUGUUUAGGGGGUUGCUGACGAAAGAGGCGGUCGAAUGCCUUGGCUUUGUCGACUUUGGGAGCAUAUCACGGUGUCUUGAGACUGCAUCUGGUGAAAGCGGUGACCCCGCAGUGUUCAGGAAGAUACUUGUCGUCGGCACCUGGGGGGUUUUGAGUCAGAAAUUUGGCGUGAAACCGGCCAGAUCUCAGAGAUAG
This is a messenger RNA of Colletotrichum abscissum, 1815 nucleotides long. Its product is annotated as asparagine synthase. Gene Ontology annotation, cellular component: cytosol. The transcript has 5 exons. NCBI's taxonomy places the organism in Eukaryota, Fungi, Ascomycota, Sordariomycetes, Glomerellales, Glomerellaceae. Gene Ontology annotation, molecular function: asparagine synthase (glutamine-hydrolyzing) activity. The record is from RefSeq and is a predicted model, not a curated record. The coding region runs from base 1 to 1815 and encodes 604 amino acids.